Molecule: messenger RNA, 1614 nt
Organism: Phaeoacremonium minimum UCRPA7
Lineage: Eukaryota; Fungi; Ascomycota; Sordariomycetes; Togniniales; Togniniaceae
Product: putative efflux pump antibiotic resistance protein
Exons: 4
Coding region: 1-1614 (537 amino acids)
Biological process (GO): transmembrane transport
Molecular function (GO): transmembrane transporter activity
Source: RefSeq, a predicted model, not a curated record
AUGGACACAGAAAAGGCGGCGGAUGGACACGUCCCGGGCCUCAAUUCAGUCGAGGCUUUCAACGAGCGAGCUACGACUGAAUUCCCUCAUGGCAUGCGUCUUGUCCUGAUCAUGAUCUCACUUAUGCUCAGUAUCUUCUUGGUAUCUUUAGAUAAUACUAUCCUCGCCACUGCCAUUCCCAAAAUCACAGACGAGUUCCACGGUCUCGACAAGGUAGCAUGGUAUAGCUCAGCAUACUUCAUGACCUUUGGAGGGUUCCAGUCAACGUGGGGCAAGUUCUACAAGUACUUCUCACUGAAGAUAUAUUUCAUCGUUGCCAUAGCCCUCUUUGAGCUUGGCAGCUUGAUAUGCGCCGUUUCGCCGAACUCGACAGCUUUGAUUGUUGGACGCGCAAUUGCAGGCCUCGGUGGUGCUGGUAUUGGAUCAGGCGCAUUUACCAUCAUUGGAUUUAUUGCAGAGCCGCAGAAGCGGCCUGCAUUGAUCGGGUUCACCGGGGCGACAUAUGGAAUCGCUGCUGUGCUGGGCCCUCUUAUCGGUGGGGCCUUCUCCGACAGGGUCACCUGGCGAUGGUGCUUCUAUAUCAACUUACCAAUCGGUGGCUUGGCUACUGCGAUUGUUCUGAUCUAUCUUCGGAUCCCAAGUGAAGCAAAGCCAGCUGAGGCUAGCUGGAAAGAGAAGUUUCUACAGAUGGACUUUCUUGGAGCAGUUCUCGUCAUGUGCUUGAUAAUCUCAUUUAUCCUGGCACUCCAAUAUGGUGGACAGACCAAAGCUUGGGAUAGCAGCGUUGUAAUUGGUUUACUCGUGGGCUCUUUCGCUAUCUUUGUUACCUGUGUCACUUGGGAGAUAUAUCAGGGCGAGCGUGCCAUGGUAGUCUUACGGAUAUUCAAGAAGCGCGAGGUCUGGGUCAGUUGUAUCUUUCAGUUCUUCUUUGCUGGUACCUACUUCGUUGUCCUCUUCUACCUCCCGAUAUAUUUUCAGAGCGUCUUCGACGUUAGCCCUAUUGGAUCGGGCGUACGCAACCUGCCCUUCAUCAUUCUGCUCACGAUUGCGGUCAUUCUCCAAGGCGCUGUAUUAACCAAAAUCGGCUAUUUCACUCCGAUCAUGGCUAUCGGAGCGGGGCUUACAGCAAUUGGCUGUGGCCUGUUUUAUAUGCUCGAAGUCGACACUUCAGUCGGAAAGUGGGUUGGAUAUCAGAUCUUCACCGGCUUUGUUAUAGGAAUAACAUUCCAGAACACCCUCACAGUAGUUCAAAGCACCUCCACGCCGGAGGACAUGUCGUCCUCUACCGCCAUGAUCUUUUUCUUCCAAAUGAUUGGUGGUGCGUUCCUCCUUUCAGCAGCGCAGUCAGCCUUCAACAACACGAUAAUAAGUACCGCGGCCUCCACGGCUCCUGGGAUUAAUCCUGCGCUACUCCUGGCAACCGGCGCCACUCAGAUUCGCACGGCUUUCACACCUGCACAAGUUCCAGGUGUCAUUGCUGCGUAUAUGGCAGGUCUUAAAGUCGUCUUCGCGAUUACGAUUGGAGCUUCUGGCUUCGCUUCUCUAUUCAGCCUGUGCGGAAGCUGGAAGAAACUCCAUGCAGAGGAUAUGAAAGAUGCUGGCGGGGCUGCUUAA